GUGUACAAACUGAUUUGGAUGUGUCUGUAGCAUCAACCUUUGCCAUUUUCUUUGAGGGAACAAGAGUACAAGGCAAGGAAAUAUCAACAACGCAGAAAGAGCAAACAGCUUCUUCUUCCCCCAUGCUGCCGCAGAACGAACCUCUGGUUCUCUAGCCAAUCAGAGCCCAAAUUAAGCUUCUCUGCAGCAGGCCAGUUUCAUGAGAGAACCAUGCAGCCAUUCAAUUUACCGUGCAGCAACAACAGCAGCACCAAAUUACCCGUGCCUUUCUUUGUCAUUGCCUGCGUCCUCCUGCUCUCCUUCGCCUCCCCCACCAGCUCCUGCACGGAGCAAGAGAAGAGUUCCCUCGUCGACUUCCUAGAUGGGCUCUCGCCAGACGGCAAUGGCGGCCUCAAUGUGUCAUGGGUGAACAGCACAGACUGCUGCCAGUGGGAAGGAAUAGCCUGCACCAGCGAUGGCGUGGUCACGGAUGUCAUGCUGGCUUCUAAAGGCCUCAAAGGGAGCAUCCCACCAUCUCUCAGCAAUCUCACCGGGCUGCUGCACCUCAACCUGUCCCACAAUUCACUCUACGGAAGUCUGCCAAUGGAACUGGUGUUCUCUAGCAGCAUCAUCGUCCUGGAUGUCAGCUUCAACCGCCUAUCUGGUUCUCUGCAAGAGCGGCAAUCCUCAUAUCCUGGCCUUCCUCUCAAGGUACUGAAUAUGUCAAGCAACUUCUUUACAGGACAGUUCCCAGCCACAACACUGGAAGUGAUGAAGAAUCUGAUUGCUCUUAAUGCAAGCAACAACAGUUUUAUGGGACCGAUGCCAUCUUCUAUUUGCAACCACGCCCCAUCAUUUGCCAUGCUUGACCUUUGUUACAACGAAUUCAGUGGCAUUAUUUCCCCAGAGUUUGGCAAUUGCUCCAUGUUGACAGUACUCAAGGCUGGCCGCAACAACCUUAAUGGGGCUCUACCUCAUGAACUGUUCAGGGCUACCUCAUUGGAGCACCUCUCUUUUCCAAACAAUGGUUUACAAGGAGUUCUUGAUGGUUCCAACCUUGCCAAACUCAGCAAUCUGGUUGUCCUUGAUCUCGGAUCAACUGGGCUCGGCGGCAGGAUGCCAGAUUCCAUUGGCCAGCUGAGAAGAUUGGAGGAGCUCCACAUAGACAACAACAACAUGUCUGGUGAGCUGCCAUUGGCCCUAGGUAACUGCACAAGUCUCAUGUACAUCACCCUCAGAAACAACAGUUUUAGGGGAGAUCUUAGCAGGAUUAACUUUGCCCAGUUGGAUUUGAGAAUUGCAGAUUUUUCAAUGAACUAUUUUACUGGUACAGUUCCUGAAAGCAUCUAUGCAUGCAGCAGUCUAAUUGCGCUGCGGUUGGCUUACAAUAAUAUUAGUGGCCAGUUCUCGCCAAGAAUAGGCAAUCUCAGGUCCCUCUCCUUCCUUUCAAUUACCAAUAACUCAUUCACAAAUAUCACAGAUGCACUUCAGAAACUCAAGAGCUGCAAGAACCUGACCUCCCUGCUUAUUGGAACCAACUUCAACGGUGAAACCAUACCUCAAGAUGAAGGAAUUGAUGGUUUUGAGAACCUUCAGGUUCUGACCAUAGAUGCAUGCCCAUUGGUUGGGAAAAUCCCUCUUUGGCUAUCAAAGCUCACAAAGUUGGAGAUAUUAGAUUUAUCAAACAAUCAACUUACUGGACCAAUACCAUCCUGGAUUAACGGACUGCAACUCCUCUUCUUUCUGGACAUAUCAAGCAACAAGCUUACAGGGGAUAUCCCAACUACAUUGAUGGAGAUGCCGAUGCUACAAUCCGAGAAGAAUGCUGCCAAGUUGGAUCCAAAGUUCCUUGAGUUACCUGUAUAUUGGACACAAGCACGUCAAUACCGCAAGCUCAAUGCUUUCCCCAGUGUAUUGAGUCUCUGCAACAAUAGCUUGACAGGCGUCAUUCCCCUGGAGAUUGGUCAUUUGAAAGUACUCAAUAUCCUAGACUUCAGCUCCAACAGCUUGUCUGGAGAAAUACCGCAACAAAUUUGCAACCUCGCAAGCUUGGAAGUGCUAGACUUGUCAAACAACCAGCUCACAGGUGAACUCCCAUCUGCAUUGAGUGAUCUGCACUUCCUUUCAAAGUUCAAUGUGUCUAACAACGAUCUACAAGGACCAGUUCCAACUGGAGGACAAUUUGAUACAUUUUCAAAUUCUAGCUACAGUGGGAAUCCCAAGCUAUGUGGCCCUGUGCUCAGCUUCCGUUGUGACUCAGUAGAAGCACCUUCAGCCUCCAUAAAAAGGAGGCACAAGAAGACAAUUUUUGCACUUUCUUUAGGUGUGUUCUUCGGGGGGCUUGCCAUCCUUUUCUUGCUGGGACGUCUUCUUUUGUCCAUCAGAAGCAUAAAAUCUGCCAACAGAAACAAGGACAGCAACAACAGGGACAUAGAAGCAACUUCAUUCAACUCUGCUUCCAAGCACUUGAGCGAUAUGAUAAAGGGAAGCAUUUUGGUGAUGGUACCUCAGAGCAAGGGAGAAUCUAACAAUCUUACAUUCAGUGAUAUCUUAAAGGCCACAAAUAACUUUGACCAGCAGAACAUUAUCGGCUGUGGAGGCAAUGGUCUAGUCUACAGGGCAGAGCUACCCAAUGGAUCAAAGCUUGCAAUCAAGAAACUCAAUGGUGAGAUGUGCCUGAUGGAAAGAGAAUUCACUGCAGAAGUUGAAGCACUCUCCAUGGCACAGCAUGAGAAUCUUGUGCCACUGUGGGGUUAUUGCAUCCAGGGAAGCUCAAGGCUCCUCAUAUAUUCUUUCAUGGAGAAUGGGAGCCUGGACGAUUGGCUUCACAACAGGGACGACGCCAACUCAUUUCUUGACUGGCCAACAAGGCUCAAGAUUGCACAAGGAGCAAGCCGGGGCCUUUCUUAUAUCCACAACACCUGCAAGCCUCGCAUUGUUCACCGUGACAUCAAGUCCAGCAAUAUCCUUCUUGACAGAGAAUUCAAAGCUUAUGUUGCAGAUUUUGGCCUCUCCAGAUUGAUCCUUCCUUAUAACACCCAUGUCACAACAGAGCUCGUAGGCACCCUGGGUUAUAUUCCUCCCGAGUAUGGGCAAGCAUGGGUGGCCACGCUGAGAGGUGAUAUAUACAGUUUUGGAGUGGUCUUGCUUGAGCUGCUGACAGGGAAGAGGCCUGUCCAGGUCUUGACCAAGUUGAAGGAACUAGUCCAAUGGGUAAGGGAGAUGAGGUCCCAGGGAAAGGAGAUUGAGGUCUUGGAUCCAGCACUCAGAGGAAGAGGGCAUGAAGAGCAAAUGCUGAAGGUGCUUGAAAUCGCUUGCAAGUGUAUCAACCACAAUCCUUGCAUGAGGCCAACCAUCCAAGAGGUGGUGCACUGCCUGGAGAAUGUAGAUGUGGACCAGCAGGUGCAGAUAUAGUUAAAGGAGAACAAACCUGUAAGUGGUAAUCUUGUACUUCAUCAGACUAGGUUUAACUUCAGUAGAAGAAUGGCAUUCUAACAAAUUGUACAAUUGUGUGUGUAGUGUACAUCUCUGAAAAGGAAAGGCUCACGGUUAUGAGCUCCUGUAUUCAAUUUUCCUUCUCUUUUUUUGUGUGGAAAUACUGCACUUCCAGUUCAAUUGCACGAACAUGGAAAGUGCAUUGACAUCGUGCUUAAUUCGUGUACAUUGGUUUUCUAACAAAUUGUACAGUUAUGUGUACAUCUCUGAAAAGAAAAGGCUCACAGUUAUGAGCUUCUGUAUUCGAAUUUC
Phragmites australis (common reed) is the source of this 3726-nucleotide messenger RNA. RefSeq names its product tyrosine-sulfated glycopeptide receptor 1-like. The coding region runs from base 211 to 3393 and encodes 1060 amino acids. Lineage: Eukaryota; Viridiplantae; Streptophyta; Magnoliopsida; Poales; Poaceae. Gene Ontology annotation, molecular function: protein binding; protein kinase activity; ATP binding. The transcript has a single exon. The record is from RefSeq and is a predicted model, not a curated record. Gene Ontology annotation, biological process: protein phosphorylation.